Molecule: messenger RNA, 3595 nt
Organism: Leguminivora glycinivorella
Lineage: Eukaryota; Metazoa; Arthropoda; Insecta; Lepidoptera; Tortricidae
Product: polypeptide N-acetylgalactosaminyltransferase 2-like
Cellular component (GO): Golgi apparatus
Source: RefSeq, a predicted model, not a curated record
GCAGCUCACAGCGCGGCCGCGCGCCGCCGACCCACGCACCGACAAACCAGUGCUCUAACGAAAAACGUUCCGUAGUGAGUGCGUUCCAUUUUCAAAUCAAGAUGAGGCGCAACGUGAAAAUUAUGUUCCUCGUCGGAACUGCUUGGAUGUUUUUCCUUUUUUACUACAUGCAGUCUGAGACCCCACAGUCUAAGGAAGAAAAUAUAGCCCUACGGCUAAUAAAACAAACGAACAUCGAAGAAACAGAAAGCAGUCCAUCAGCUGAUGAGCCGUACACCAGCACAGGGCGGUACUUCGACGAGGGGGGGUAUGUGGCGGGGGGCUCUAAGGACUCCGACCCAUAUGUACGGAACCGCUUCAACCAGGCAGCCUCCGAUGCGUUGCCCAGCAACAGAGCCGUGCCUGACACAAGGAACGCAAUGUGCCGGCUAAAAAAAUACGACGAAGGUCUCCCGCAGACCAGCGUCAUCAUCACCUUCCACAACGAAGCUCGGUCAACGCUACUGCGUACCAUCGUCAGUGUCCUCAAUAGAAGUCCGGAACACCUCAUCAAAGAAAUAAUUCUAGUCGAUGACUUCAGUGAUACUCCGGAAGACGGCGCCGCGCUGCGUGCUAUCCGCAAGGUGCGCGUGAUCCGCAACAGCAAGCGCGAGGGGCUGAUGCGCUCGCGCGUGCGCGGCGCCGACGCGGCCACCGCGCCCGUGCUCACCUUCCUCGACUCCCACGUCGAGUGCAACGCGCACUGGCUCGAGCCGCUGCUGCAGAGGAUCAAAGAGGACCCGACUCGCGUGGUGUGUCCCGUGAUCGACGUGAUCAGUAUGGACAGCUUCCAGUACAUCGGCGCCUCGGCCGACCUGCGUGGCGGGUUCGACUGGAACCUAGUGUUUAAGUGGGAGUACCUGUCUCAUUCGGAGCGCAGCGCUCGCCUGAGCGACCCGACGCAAGUGAUCCGCACGCCCAUGAUCGCCGGCGGGCUGUUCAGCAUGGACCGCAAGUACUUCAACAAGCUGGGCAAGUACGACAUGCGGAUGGACGUGUGGGGCGGCGAGAACUUGGAGAUCUCCUUCAGAGUGUGGCAAUGCGGUGGUUCCCUAGAGAUAGUUCCCUGCUCCCGCGUCGGCCACGUGUUCCGCAAACGACACCCAUACACGUUCCCCGGCGGGUCCGGAGCCGUGUUCGCGAGGAACACGCGCCGCGCCGCUGAGGUGUGGAUGGACAACUACAAGGAGCUGUACUACAGGUCGCAGCCGCUGGCCAAGCAAGUCGACUACGGAGACAUCUCGGAGCGCGUGGCGCUGCGCACGCGGCUGCACUGCAAGCCGUUCCGCUGGUACCUGGAGCACGUGUACCCUGAGCUGCAGGUGCCGCUGGCCGACGCGCCGCGCGCCGUGCGCCAGGGCGCGCGCUGUCUCGACACCAUGGGCCAUCUCAUCGACGGCACCUUAGGAAUGUAUCCCUGUCACAACACGGGCGGCAACCAAGAGUGGCGGUUCGAGAACGGCCUGCUGCGGCACCACAGCCUGUGCGUGUCGCUGUCGCGCGCCGACCGCGUGACGGCCGUGCUGGCGGCCUGCGACCCGUCCGACUUCGCGCAGCUCUGGCGGCGGAAGGGCGCGCUCAUCACGCACGCCAAGCUCGACGCCUGCCUCGACACCGACCGGCCCGCGCUCUAUUUAGAAAAGUGCAACGAGGACAAACCCAGUCAACAGUUCACGUUUUAAAUGACUAGUUCGAUAUUCCAGUUAAACCGAAGCGAAACAAAUUGGUAGUUAAACAUUGUUUCGAAAUAAUAUGAGAUGAACUAUCAGUAUUGCGUACCUAGUAACACUUAAAAGAUAACCACUUGAAAUUAAUUUAAUUGGUGGUAUGUCAGAUCCGCUGGUAACCUUGUUCAAAACUACUUGAUGAUCAUAAAAUCUGAAGAUGGAGGAAAUUGUUAUCUCGCGAUGAAUCCUCAUUAUUUUAUAAUACAUCACAGACUGCUGAAACCGCGAUCCAAUAUCUUGUAUAGGCUUUAGUGCUAAUUAUUGUUAAGUAGGUAAAUAUGAAACUUUAUACAACUAAAAGACGGUUUCGCUUUAAAAGCCUAUUAUUAAGAACAAUCUUAUUCCUUCAAGAUAUGAAUGCCCUUUUUGGCGUUUAGUUUUAAGAAAGUUGCUGUGAUUAAUUAAGAAUCUUCAUGUAAAAAGACUAUGAAUCUUCUUAUAAGAAGCCCUUUACUGUACGAUUUCAUCAAAUUAAUAAUCAUCACAUAAUAUUAUAUUAUAUCAUCACAUCACGGCAACUUAGGUACACAUUGUAUUUAAAUGAAUGUAUGUGAGAUUCUACGUCUUUCAGUUAUACUCAUUUAAUUUAUCACAAUCUCUAGUAAUCUCAUAAUCUGUGAGUCUCUUUCCAAUAUAGGUACCUACUUAGUGACUUAUUUUAAAUUUUUGAAAUAACCAACAAAACGUUUGAGAAUUAAGAAUAAAUAUGAAAUUGAAUAUUAUAUUAGAAAAUAUUUUAUUGUAGGAGGACAUCACGUACGUAAGAGUUUACACCGUGGAAUUUAACCGCUAAGACUCACUUAAUAUGUUUAAGCAGUUCAUGAUGAUGAAUGAAUGAUUUGCGACUAAGUACAUUAAUAGUAGUUACCAUAAAGUUGUAAAUAUGUAAUUAUUAUAAGUGCCGGGAAAGUGGAAUGUGGAUAUUGUAUAAUGUAGUGUUUUGUAACAGUUAUACAUUAGGUACAUUAGAUGUAAAGCUGUUCUCACUUUAGGAUAUUUUAGUUCAAGCAAUAGUUAGGUUUAUUAUUAUAUUUGAGAAAAUUAUUAAAAUAUGGCCUAUAUUGAUUUAGACUUUAUUUAUUGGUUACGUAUUUCAAUUAUAUUUCAAUACUCGUUUGAGAUAAGAUGUAUGUUAACAUGUGUAUGUAUAUUUGAUAGAAGGAAUUAUUUAUUAUUUCUUUUAUUGCUUUUAAGUACCGAUAUUUGUUUAGGAAGCUACUACUUACUACUUUUUCUUCCCUUGUAUGUAAACUGCAAAUUUUCAUACAAAUAAUAUGUUUUAUAAUUAUCAUUUAUAUAUUUUAUCAUUUCUUAAACUUAUUUCCAUAAAUUCCAUAUGUAAAGUAAGCUUUAUUGGUGACCUUUACAUAAGAUAAGUUACUUAAUAGGUAACCAAGCGCGGAUCCAGCUUCGUGCCCAGGGGGGGGGUCACGUGGUCUAUUUGUCUAACUUAGGCUCCAGGGGGGGUUCAUGAUCCCCAUGACCCCCCCCUGGAUCCGCGCAUGUAGGUAACUCUGUUAAGAUUUAGAUGACUUUUAUGCUAAACCAGUUAAUUUGCAGUAACUGUAUUUUAGAUACUUUUAUAGCCAGAACCAUCUACUUACCUAACAUGGGUAUUUUUUUUUUCUUGUUUUUUUAAUAGGUGGAUUUUCUUCAACUGCAAAAGCGAACAAAACUUCAUUGUAAAGUUAAUAUAUCUAUCCUAAAGCAAAUCAUGAGGAACUUGUGUUAUAUGUUUACAAAGACUUUUAUUUAUGACUGAAUUUCACAAAUCAGUUUUUCUAACAAAUACGGGCACUAAGCCACUAAAACAAAUACAAAUAAUUUAA